Messenger RNA from Tauraco erythrolophus (red-crested turaco), 974 nucleotides. NCBI's taxonomy places the organism in Eukaryota, Metazoa, Chordata, Aves, Musophagiformes, Musophagidae. The record is from RefSeq and is a predicted model, not a curated record.
AUGGCUCUGCUUGCCUGGGCAAGAGAGACCGGCAUCAACCUGGUGCAGAUCAACGGGCAGAGGCGAUACGGUGGCCCCCCGCCAGGCUGGGUGGGCGACCCUCCGCCGGCCGUGGGGAAGCUCUACGAGUUUCGCCUCAUGAUGACCUUCAGCGGGCUCAACCGCGGCUUUGCCUACGCCAAGUACAGCAACCGGCGCGGCGCCAAGGAGGCCAUCGCCGCCUUCAACAACUUCAAGGUGCGGGAGGGCUGCGCCAUCGUGGUGUGCAAGAGCACGGAGAAGUGCGAGCUGAGCGUCGACGGCCUGGCCACCUCGGUGAGCCGGCGGGAGCUGGAGGCCGUGCUGCGGCGGGUCACGGAGGGGGUCCUCAGCGUCACCCUGCAUGCCAGCCCCUGCCAGAAACGGGCCCAGCUCGCUGUGCUGAAAUACAGCUCGCACCGGGCUGCUGCCAUGGCCAAGAAAACCCUGAUGGAAGGAAACAUGAGGCUCGGUGGGGUGGAGAUGAAGGUGGACUGGGUGAACCCCGAUCUGAAGCAGAAACUGCAGGAGAAGCCGUCGUCGUGUGAGGAGAAGCCAUCGUCCAGCCGGGUGCAGGGGGACAAGUGCCUGGGGGUCCCCAGGCAGGCACCCCUGUCUCCGGUGCUGCGCAACGCGCUGGACCGCCUCACCGCUCUGUGCCGGAGGCAGUACCUGGGGACCCCCCUGUUCCUCACCAAGUGCGUCCAGGCGAACCCCAACGGGUGGCUGCGGUUCUGGUGCCAAGUGGUGAUCCCGGGGUGCCCCGUGCCUUUCAGUGGCUUCACGUGGGUCCGGCAGGACGGGCCAGGCAGGAGCGGGCACGAGGAGGCGAAGGUCGCAGCGGCGCUGCAGGUUCUGCGGAUGCUGGGUGAGUCCUCACACGGCAUCAGUGCCAACCCCUGCCUUUCCCAAAGCCUGGGAGUGUUCCCUGGGAGCGUGGAGCUGUCACGCUUCUG